CAUUUCAAAGGUUAAUUCGGCCUAUUGUAAAUUGAUAGUCCAAAAAGCAGUGCUUCUCAAUGUCAGUAUACUUGUAUUUUAGGAACUGAAACUGUUGCUUGCUAGUGAAAACAGGAAGGAACAGUAACUGCUGCAAAAGUCUUAUUUGUCAUAAAUUUAGACUAGUUGGUCAAUCUUACAUGUGCCGAAUUUAAAGCCGGCACUAUAACUACAUGGCAACAUGUUAAGGUGAAUGUUUUAGUUGAUUUAAAAGGUAAAUAGAUUUGUAAUAAUAAAGGCAGAUAUUUUCCAGAGCGGUUUGGAACGCUGUUCCAUCACAGCUCGCCUCAAAGGCUAGCAGACUAGCUCGGCCCUUACUCAGCCACUCCGUCUCGGCCUCCAGCAGCAGGAUGUCCCGCAGCUGCCUCCGGAGGCUCUCGUUCUCCCGCUUGGUCCUGGCGGUCUCCUCCCGAUACUCGAUGACCGUGUCCUCAACCACGUCUAAGAUCUCCUUCACCACCACCGUCAGCCGCUCCGUCAGUGCUGUUUCUCCACCUCCUACCUCUGGAUCUGUAUUCCUGCUGCAGCAUGAUGAGCACCAGCCUGCAGCUCCCUGUGGACUAGCACCAGAUCGCGCUCUGCCUUUAGCUUUUCUUCAACACUUCCUGUUCACUGCCCCACGACCACCACCAGCAGCAGCAUGGAGUCCCAGCAGCCAAUCAGCACCCAGCAUGAAGGGACGUGCGACCCCAUCGCCGUGACCUCUCAACCGCCCUCGGCCGCAGACGCUUCAGCAGCCAAUCAAAUGGACAAUAUGGCUCACCUGACUGUUAUCGACAACGCAGAGACUAAUAACGGCCUCGGUCAUGCGAUGGCGGACUCGUCUCCUACAGUGUCCUCAAUGUCGCCCAAGCUCCAUGCGGCUGGCGGCCAUGCUAACGGCCGGCCCGGUCUGAGCAGCCGCUCAGGGUCGGUGGCAGGUUCCCCCCGGCCCUCCCUCACCCGCAGGCCCAGCGGCAUCACGGAGGCUGCUGUGGACAGGUCCAAGCCCCGGGACUACCUAUUCCUCGCCAUCCUGUCCUGCUUCUGCCCGCUGUGGCCCAUCAACAUCGUGGCCCUCACUUUCUCCGUGAUGUCCCGGAACAGUCUGCAGCAGGGCAACGUGGACGGAGCUCGCCGUUUGGGGCGCAACGCCAUGAUUCUGUCUGUGGUCGCCAUCUUGGGAGGGAUUGCCAUCAUCGCUGCGGCCAUCGCCCUAAACUGGGGAUUAAUUUUAAAAUCCUGAUUAGAAAAUAAUAAUAAAAACGACACCGACUGCACGACGACAUCCGACCGAAAUGACUCCGUUUCCCCUCCAUACUUCCUGAAUCGUUUCUCCAGCGCCUGCUCCAGAUGAAAAACUAAAUCUGUUCCCUGCUGUUGUUUUUCUUGCUGCACGACAACGAGCAUGGACACUUCCCCAACACACACACCUCGAUUUGGAUUAGGAGAAAAGUGUGGGUCACAUGAUGUUCAUUUCACUCUGUGGUCCACAAGCACAUCUGGGAUAUACGAGUCUCCAUGCAACAAGUCCAGCAAUGGUGCAAACCUUCCGAUUUUUCAUGCCAAAUAUUUGGAGACUUGGUAUUCUUGGUGAACUGAAAGCGGGAGAGGCUGCUACUGAUGGUCCGGCAUGAACAUGAAGACGUACUUUAAGAGUAUUUAUAGAGAGAGAGACUCUUGUUUCAUCAUCCAGAUCUUCCUGUUGCUGUUUAUGGUGCACAAACCUAAAGUGGACACACUCAUAGAGAGUGCUGACGACCAUUUAAGCAGCUGUUUACUAAAACAAUGUCCACGUUAUCUUCUCUCUAUAGUCCAAUAUAAAGGAAACUGCUAUCUAAUACAGUUAUAGUCCUAUUCAAAUAUUUACGAUUAGUUGUUUCAACAAAGUGAAAGGAUAAAGAGGGAGUUAUCCCACAUGUGGUGUCAUGCCCUGAGACCCAAACUAACACAAAUCCUUAAAAACACAAAUAUAUAAUAAAGUAUGAAAAAAAAAUACUCAUACAAAGGUUCAUAUGAUAUUUUGCUAAAUGUUUUUCGUCUUUUCUCCUAAAAAUAUCCAGAAAAUGUCUUCGACUUAAAGUUGCUUCAUCCAUUCAGUCUUUUAGACAUAAACAUCAGUGUUUAUCAGAUACAAGUUGGUUAGUUUUAGGUGAAGGGUGUAAAAAUAACAGAAGUUGUGUUACAUGAGUACUGAAGUUUUGAUCACAAAUAAAUGAACAUUGACCACUGGUUUCACAAGGGACACAAAGUACUGUGCGUUAUGCAUGCAAACAGCCACAAACAGCGUAUGGGAAAAAUCAUUUUGGGUAUUGGGUUUGUAGAUUUCUUGAUCUCUUUAUUGGAGUUUUCAGCUUUUUGUUGUUGACAUUGUGUGUCUCUUUGUUGAGGUCUUGAGUCUCUUUAUGGGUGGUUUUUUUUUUGGCUUCUUGCAUAUUUUUGUUGGUGCUUACUAUCUCUUUUUGGCCAUUUUGCGUGUCUCUAAUGACAAUUUGCAUCACUUUGUUGGUGUUUUACGUCUCUCUGUUGGUUUUUGACAUUUUUGUUGACAAUUUACGUCUCUUUGUUGGCGUUUUGCAUCUUCUUGUUGAUAUUGUUUAUCUUAAUUGAUGAUUUGCGUCUUUUUGUUGCCAUAUUACAUAUUUCACAUCUGUUUGUUGCAUUUGCAUCGCUUAUUAUUUAAACGUAUUCACAUACAAGAUUGUGAUAUAUUGCGAAAAGUUAUUCUUAAUUUUUAGAGCAGUCUCCUACAAAUGUCCAGUAAAACAGUCCAUUUCGGCUUGUUACCUGCAUUUCGUAGUCUAUAUAACAUUUGAUCUUCACAGAAAACAACUUGGUUAGUUUUAGGAAAAGAUUGUGAUUUGGGUUAGAAUAACUAAUGGAAGUGGUGUUACAUGACUAUGGAAGUUACGUUUACAAUUAAAUCAACAUUGACUUCUGGUCCCCCCCGACCUCCUUACUACCAGGACUUAGUUUUGUGAGAAACUAACCAAUUACAGUGCAUUACUUUUUGUAGGUAUAGAUCCGAACAGCAACGCUGUGCCAAACACCAGAUUGUGUGUUUCUGUUUCCUUAAAUGUUUGUGUGCUAAUUGGGAACUGGAUGGGGGCUUUGAGGAAAUAAGUUGUUGUUAUAGAUCCAAAUCAUCUAUUAUAACCUGUGCAUGUUUACAGUAUUUAUAACAGAAUGCUUUUACAUAAUACCAUAGCCUCAUUUAGCAGGAGCGCUAACUGAGUAGCACUGUAAAUAAAUAAUAUUGGAAAUUGUAUUAUGUCCACCUGGUGUAUGCCAGAGGUGCAGGAAAUAUUUAUUUUAGUAGUUCGACCCUGAAUUUGGCAUUUCCCUCGUUCCGUACACAAAGAGCUAAUUGGAUGUUUUUUUUGAUUGUGGAAUAUUCCAGAAAAUAAAAAAAUCUGUAAAAGGUAAAAGUGGCUAAUGUUCGGAAAGAUGACGUUUAGUCGUCUCAUUAGCAACCACCAUUUUCAAGACACAAAGAAUAUUCAGAAAUUGACAAGUACAGUAUUUUCUGACGCGUUUAAAGUCGUUAAACUAAACAUUCAAAUCCCGAGAGCUUCUGUUAUCCACAAAGUUCUGACCAAAAACACAUUUAAACAAGCAUUGACUUCCAGAGAAGGGAUCAGGAAGUGUUAAAAUGCUAACUAAUUUCAGGGUUCGAGGACUCAUUCCUGCAGCACGCGAUUGAUAUCCACAUUUUUUUUCUUCCUCACGGAUAUAACUGACCAACAAAUAACUCGCCACUAAGAUUGCACAAGAAUGUUUUUUUUUUAAAGAAGGAAGCAGAUAAAUGUUGAACUUUGCACCAAUCAGAUGGUGUCUAUGCGUAGAGGUGAGGUUGGAUGAGGUCAGGUUGGGGGAGGAAAGUAAAGUUGCCUCACACCUUCGCACUGUAUGUAGCAUGUUUACUAACCACAUUAUGCAAAACAACGGUCCCGGCUUGAUUGUCAGUACGAAUGCUAGCUUCCCUCAGUUUAUUGUGUACUGGUACACGGUUUUGUAUGGAUUUUGCUUGCGCUACCUCUCAGAGUUGCCUACAGUGUUUUAUCACGUUGUUCCACUGAUUUAAAUCGACUGUUAAAUCUAUUUGUGUUCCUUUUUUCACUAACUAAUAAUGGUAUCAACAUGAAGGGUGUUAAAUGUGAAAACAUUCCCACAAAUCUGUAAUUCAACUGGCACAAGUUCUGUGAGUGGAAAAACGUAUGUAUAAAUAUAUAUAGAAUCUGAUUUUACACAUGAACAUUUCUGAAAAGUUCUGAGGAAGAUUUUCACCAUUUAUCGUUUAUUUUGGUCCUUUUGGAAAUUUUCCAAAAAAGAUGCAUAUUGAACUAACUAAUUACAUGCAAAUAAUAAUCAUGUUAUUGUUCUUAGCAAAUACCAGAUUCCAACAAUUUAGCCACUUGGAUUAUUUUUCAUAUUUUACUCCUCUUAUCAGUUUUUUAUGCUCAUGAUUAGCUGCAUUAAUUCAACAGCAAUAAUGAUGAAUUCAGGAGUACAAUUCAAUAAUUUAUGUACACUUAACAUUUUUCUUUUCGUGGAAAAUGUCAAUUUGAUUAAGGCUAUGUUGUGUUAUAUCAAGCUCAUAAUUCACUGUAUUAACUCAAGAGCUUGAUUUAUAAUGAAUGCACAUUACUUGUAUUAAUUUACUUAAAUGUUCCAAGAAAGGCUACAAUAAUUAAAACAUGAGGAGCUGUAAAUAGGGAGUGAUAAUAAAAACGAGAUCAUUUGCAUUAAAUAGUUAUAGAACAGUCCAAUAAAAAUAUGAGAUCUUAUAAGCUUUUGAUUUUAUUUUGAAAAUCUUCCGCAGAACUUCUCAACAUCACUGUCUUCUUGUGUUAUUUGUUUCUUGUGUCCGUCUAUCAUUUUCAUUUCUUUUGUAAACGCUCUUUUGACGCCUGAUUCCCUGAUCUUUGUAUUUUUAUAUUUCUAUUCACAUUCUCUGGAUCUCUUUUUUGUAUUGACAUGAUAAUCUACUGUUUGUAACGCUCAGUAUAACCUGCUUCCUGCUUGCUUAACAGAAGAAAAACACUGGGGGGGUGCUAUAAGCAUGAAUCCUUAUCUAAUUAUUGAUUGCUAUUUCCCGACACCGGACUCUUUCUGUGUCCGUGCAUGCCUUAAACUGACAGAAUGAGUGUACACAAAUACAUUUAUUAAAGUUGAUCUACUGCUGUUGAUUAUUUGAUCAUGUUUGCAGGGAAUAAAU
Eleginops maclovinus (Patagonian blennie) is the source of this 5236-nucleotide messenger RNA. RefSeq names its product trafficking regulator of GLUT4 1. The transcript has 6 exons. NCBI's taxonomy places the organism in Eukaryota, Metazoa, Chordata, Actinopteri, Perciformes, Eleginopidae. Gene Ontology annotation, cellular component: membrane. The coding region runs from base 680 to 1264 and encodes 194 amino acids. The record is from RefSeq and is a predicted model, not a curated record.